Molecule: messenger RNA, 1224 nt
Organism: Saprolegnia diclina VS20
Lineage: Eukaryota; Oomycota; Saprolegniomycetes; Saprolegniales; Saprolegniaceae
Exons: 11
Coding region: 1-1224 (407 amino acids)
Biological process (GO): cortical cytoskeleton organization; microtubule cytoskeleton organization; regulation of dephosphorylation
Cellular component (GO): centrosome; spindle
Source: RefSeq, a predicted model, not a curated record
AUGGCGACGACGCCGCUUCUCUUGGCGACGCCCCGCUCUGGCUACGCGAAUGUGUUUGAUUCCUACAAGGCCCAUCUGCUCAGCCAGAGCCUGAGCUGGCCGCAGCUCGAGCAACUCACGUACCUCGUCCACGAGACGGCCUCGCACAUGCCGGUCGAGGCCAAGCUCAAUCAAUGGACGCAAGACCAAGAAGAGGCCAUGGAAGAUCGCAUGGAGCAGGACGAGCGCUUCGUACCGCCGCCGUCGUUUGAAGAAGUCCAGCUCAUGAAGCAGUGGCUCGCGAUCCCGCGGCUCAACUAUGACCAGUUCCGGUCGGUUGCGAUGGCGUUGCGGCAGCCGGGGAUCGAAGCGUAUGCCACCGCGAGCGUCUUUCUGCAGUUUCCACACGACGCCUUCGGGCGACUCAAUGGUCUCGCGUGGGUGAACGUGGUGCGCGCGAGCUCGCUGGCGCUCCGUGCCCACGCCCUUCUCUCUGCCUACGACACGUCGGGCAAAGGGGAGACUUUUCGGUCGUAUUUCGUGCUCAUUGUCGCGCGCAUGCUCUGGCUCGCGUUGGUGCCGCACCUCACAGGAAAAGUUGUGAUUGAGCGGGCGCGGGCUCAUCCCUACUGCCACGCACUGGUCAACUUGCAGACGGUCGAGUAUCACAGCUCGAACGAAUAUGGGGCCAACCCGCUGACGCUCGAGGCAGCGACAAAGCUCCACCGCCAGUACAUGCAGCUGGACACGGACAAGAACGGGCUGCUCUCAAAAACAGAAUUCCUCAAUUAUGGAAGAAAAAAGGCGUUUGUGCCCAACGACUCGUCUCGCCCGACACACGAGCUCACGCGUCAGUUUGUCGACCGCGUCUUUGAGGUCGUCCGCACGUACGACGGCGAGCUGGAUUAUAAAUCGUUUUUGGAUCUCAAUUUGCGCAUCCAAGACGGUGUGUCCAAAGGCGCGCUGCAGAUGUACUGGCGCGUCCUUGACCUCCACGACGUUGGCUACCUUGACGGUGCUGUCGUCGAAUUUUUUCUGCAAGGCAUUGCAACCAAGGUGAUGGCUGCUAUGGGGUCGGCCCUCGACACGCGUGUGCUUCGGAGCGAGCUCUUUGACAUGCUCCAACCCAAGCACCCGCUGCACAUCACUCUCGACGACAUUCUGUCGAGUCUGUACGGCCACACAUUUGUGCGUGUCUUGACCGACUACGAAAGUUAUUUGGACUACGAACGCCACGCCAAAUAA